AUCGGGCAAAUGGAGAAAAUGAUAAAAAUAAUUUCACACGCAAAAAACAACCAAUUUAUAAAAUAUGGGAUACCUUUCUUCAUACUUGUGGCAGGGGGAUCAUUUGGACUGAAACACUUUACCAGCAUUAGAUUUGAAUACAAGGCAUCUCGACAAAUGAUAAAAAAUAAGAGUGAGGUGGAGAAAAUGCUAGAAGAAGAGAAGGGAAUCAAACUUAAACCAAAAGAAGAUGUAACAAUAGAAAAAAUAUAUGAAGAAGUAGAGAAGAAAGACAUAGACACGUGGUCUAAUGUGAGGGGUCCCAGACCAUGGGAAGAUUCCAAACAGGUACAAAAAGAGUUCAAAGCACAGGCUGCCUCCACCUGACAGACUUUUCACUUCUUCAGAACUUUUAGGACUUGCAAGUGUUUGAAAUCAUUCAUAAACACUAGUAUAAUAUAAUGUUAUUGUAUAUAACACAUUGUAUAUAAAUUGGAUGCCAUUGAAGUCCAUCCACCAACUUUAAUUAAUGAUUCAAAAAGUGGAUUUAAGAGUCGAGUUUGAUACUCUAUCAAGAAUAAACUUUUGACAGCGCAUAUUCAGCGAGUUCUACAGAUUAUCUUACUUAGAUUAUUGAUGUUGCUAUAAGAUAAUUCUGAACAAUUUUGGUAUGGAAAGAUGGUGUGCUUUAUGCUGACUGAUAAACAAUGUUGACCAGAACUGAAAUAGAAUCCUAAUAUUGGACGAGGUCUGCUUCUUUUCCUUGUUUGGAAUAAACCAAAAAUAUGCAUAUGUGGAUAUGUUAUUGGCACAAUAUGUGAUUGACUAUCUAAUUGUCCUUAUUAAACUACUGGUUGAGAAUUUACACUACUGUAGAUUUAUUAUUGAAUUCAAAUAUUAAUGUAUGGAUGAGGUGAUGAAGUAUUUGUAUUUUUUUUAACCUAUAUAUAUGUUGUUGGUUGAAUAUUGAGGCACUCUAUUUUCACUUGCUUUGCUUAAAACCAAUUAAAAUUGCAGAAAAAUGUGUUUGCUGCUUUUUGAAGGCUCAUCUUAAUAAAACAAUGUAAAAUAUUAA
Messenger RNA from Owenia fusiformis, 1054 nucleotides. Lineage: Eukaryota; Metazoa; Annelida; Polychaeta; Sabellida; Oweniidae. The record is from the annotation of a GenBank genome assembly.